CGAACGAAAGUAUCACUCAAAAGGCGAUCAAAGUCCACUUGAAAAUUAUACGUAAUUAUGCGGAAAUUACAUAUGCAAAAUUAAAUAAAAUAUGCUAAAAAAAGCUUCGAGAGCACAUGUUACUCUUACAGCCGUGAAGGAACAAAAGUGAACUUCAAUAUUGUUAUAAUUGCCACUGUUAUAUCUGUUUUGAAACCGUUAAUCUUAUUGUGAUUUUAUAAUUGUUGUUGUGUCAAUAUCACGGUGCCUUGUUUUCAUAACAUUCAAUUCUUCAUUGUCUUUGAUUUAGUUAACAUUUUUGUGUAAAUAGAAUAAUGUCAGUAAGCUCUGGUUCAGAUUUGUCCGAUUAUGAAGACAUUACUGAUACAUAUAAAGUAGAAGAAGACACUACAACUUUGAAAGUUUUAGACAACACCAAGCCUUGCAUUUGCGAUUCAGUUGAGGAAGCUACUCGAUUUCUUCAUAGUUAUGAAAUCAGUAAUUCUGUUAAGUUUGCUGCCCUUUCCACUCCAAAGAGCUUUGGAAGUUCAGUUAUACAUGGAACCCAACAUAAAGUAUUAUGGGAAACAUCUGAAGACUAUGCUACUCCUUAUAUUAUAUUAUCUACAAAAAGAUACAAUUGUCACCAUGGUUUCGAUCGGAACGCUGCUGCAAAAAGGAAGCAUAAUGAGGCAAAAGAAAAUCAGAAAGUGGAUCAUUUAUACAUAACUAAUUAUGUUAUCAUACAAGAUACUAAAAAGUUUAAUUGUCCUGCAAAAGCCAUUAUGAAAGAAGUGGUAUAUUUCACUGACUUCAAGCUUAUUAAUUCCAGUAAUUAUCGUAAGAAGCAACAGUCAAAAGAAAUAAAAUAUUCGUUGCUACAAAAAAAGGAUGUGGUAAUUAGUCGAAAAAUUAUUGUUGAGAUAGACAGCUUAAAUGAUCACAAAAAUCACCCUCUUGGCAAGAUUGAGCUACUCUCACAAAAAAUUGAUCCACGCUUAUCAGUUAAAAUUUCUGAAUACAUUAAAGAUGGUGUUUCUAAUGUGCGUGAGAUGAGAAGACUUUUAAAUAUUACUGUCAAUGAAAUGUUUGGAAAGAAAAAUCUUCCUUCUAGAACCAACAGAAGAUUUUAUCCAAGAACUGACAUAAUUCGUUCGCACAUGGUCAAAGAGCGUCUAAAGCAAAGAUACUCGAACAUCGACCAAGACUGCUUAGAAAUCAAAAUAAAAGAAUGGAAAGAAGCUGACUCAUCUGCCAAUAUCUAUUUUCGACCUAAAGAACGGGGUAACAGUGCUGAGCUCUUGUUUGUAUACCAAGCAUUUUGGCAAAAAAAACUGCUAAAAAAAUAUGGGAAUGAGAUGUUGUUUUUGGAUGCAACAUACAAAACGACACGAUAUUCUUUACCUUUGUUUUUUUUGGUUGUCAAAACAAAUGUGGAUUAUCAAAUUGUAGCAACCUUUGUAAGCGAAAGUGAAACUUUUGAAUCGAUAUCUGAAGCACUUGUUAUCUUAAAGUCUUGGAAUGAAGAUUUGCAACCUCUUUAUUGCAUGACUGAUUAUUGUAAUGCUGAGAUACGUGCUCUCGAAACUAUUUUUAUUGGAUGUAAGGUAUUUAUAUGUGACUUUCACAGAGAACAGUCUUGGGACCGUUGGCUAAAAAAGCUAUCAAGUGGUUGCUCUAACAGAAAAGAUGAUAUUUUAUGUAUUUUAAGGCGACUCGCUUGGUCAAAGUCAAUUGACGAGGAAGAAAAUGCUCAAAGAAUAUUGGAACAGUCUGAAUUCUGAAGUCAAGAAAGCUUUACUAAGUUUAAACAAUAUAUAGAAAAGUAUUGGCUCCCAAUUAAAAAAAGGUGGGUUUGGUGGUACAGGCAGGAUCGUCUUCUUAUCAAUUGCAAUACAAACAAUGGUGUGGAAAGGCAGAAUGAGUCUUUUAAAUAUACUUAUUUACAGCGACAUAAAAACUCAUCAUUGACUGGAAUGUUAACUUUGCUUAUUGAUGACUUCUUCAUUGAUAAACUUGACAGCUAUACUGAUUCCAACUUUAAAAUGGAUGCACGUUACAGAAGGUAUGCACGUUGGGUGCCAAGUUAACUUUACAACCGUCCUCAUAGCUUUGUUAAACAUUGCCUAAUAAAAAAAAGUAACGUUGAGAAUCUUGAUUUGUCCGGAGUAAUCAUAAUUAAACAUGGAGUUUUUGCUGUACUAAGUUCUACCAAGCCAGCUACUAAAUAUUUUGUAUCAUUUGGUGAUGAGAUUACAAUGCCAAAAUGUACUUGUUUAAAUUGGAUAUCAACUGCAUAUCCAUGUAAACAUUUUUUUUUAGUAUUUAGAAAGUACCCUGCUUGGUCAUGGAGUGCUUUGUCAUCAUUAUAUCUACGUUCACCAUUCUUAAACUUAGAUGCUGAUGAUUACGAAGCAUCACACGAAAAACCACCAUUAAGUAGGCCGGAAAGUUCAAUUCUACCUAAAAAAGAAUUAAAUGUCAUUAAUGAUUGGAAUGAAAAAUCUAAAAAAAUUACAAGUGUUUGCUCUGGAGUAAAUGUUAGGGAAAUGCUUACAACAAUUAAAAACUUAACAUAUGAAUUUGAGGAAAAUUCAGAAGAAAUUGUUCUUGUUUAUAGCACUCUUGCUUCUCUCAUUAAAAAACUUAAAAAAUAGAACUAAAGAAUCAGGAAUUCCGCUUUCUCCAUUGGAUAUCAAGUUGCCUUGUCAUUUAAAAAGGAACAUUCCAAUUCCUGUUCGUAAACCAAUGAAGCUUCCUACUGAUCGCGUAGGUAAUCACAAAGAUAUGGUUAUUGCAUCUUCUAAAAUAUUUCUAGAGGAAAAAAAACACAAAACCGAGCCGAUUGAGGUCGACAUUAUUGAACAUAUUGAUGGAAAUAGUAUAAUUAUUGAUGAUGAGUCAGUUACUAUUAAUGAAAAUGAUGGAUUCGAGAUAAAAAGACUAAACCAUUUAUCACCUAACUGUAAUCUCUCUUCCAAUGAUUUGAACGAUAUUUUAACAAACCAAAUGUUAUCUGACAUUGUAAUCCACACCAUGCAAAAGAUGAUCACAGGUGUAGGCGGUCUCCAAGACCCAGUUCUU
Hydra vulgaris (swiftwater hydra) is the source of this 3063-nucleotide messenger RNA. RefSeq lists its product as uncharacterized. NCBI's taxonomy places the organism in Eukaryota, Metazoa, Cnidaria, Hydrozoa, Anthoathecata, Hydridae. The record is from RefSeq and is a predicted model, not a curated record. Gene Ontology annotation, molecular function: DNA-binding transcription factor activity; zinc ion binding.